Talaromyces marneffei is the source of this 1845-nucleotide messenger RNA. RefSeq lists its product as uncharacterized. The record is from RefSeq and is a predicted model, not a curated record. Gene Ontology annotation, cellular component: cortical actin cytoskeleton. Lineage: Eukaryota; Fungi; Ascomycota; Eurotiomycetes; Eurotiales; Trichocomaceae. Gene Ontology annotation, biological process: positive regulation of actin filament depolymerization; actin filament depolymerization. The transcript is spliced from 3 exons. Gene Ontology annotation, molecular function: actin filament binding. Bases 1 to 1845 code for a protein of 614 amino acids.
AUGUCGUUGACGAACGAGCAGACCUGGGCUCCAAGUCCUUCCACGGAACGAGGCUUACCAACUCAGCUGUCCUCCGAUCCCAAAGGCGAAAAACUGACAUAUGCGUCAAAUAAAUCCAUAUUUAUCCGCUCAAUCGACGACCCCGCAAUCGCUAGGCAAUAUACAGAACACACCGCGCAAACCACCGUUGCACGUUUCUCGCCCUCAGGCUUCUAUGUUGCCAGUGGAGAUGUUACAGGUACCGUAAAGGUCUGGGACUGUGUAGGAGAAGGCCUUACAAAAGGCAGCUACCCGAUUAUCAAUGGUCGAAUCAAUGACAUUGCAUGGGACGGCGAUUCUCAGCGCAUUGUCGCCGUAGGUGAUGGAAGGCAGAGAUACGGUCAUUUUUUCACCUGGGAUAGUGGAAAUACUGUUGGUGAAAUCUACGGUCAUACGCGGGCCAUAAAUUCCGUUUCGAUUCGACAGCAGCGCCCUUUGAGAGCAGCGGCGGCCGGAGACGACACGAGCCUCGUAUUUUACCAUGGUGCGCCCUUCAAGUUUAAUACUGCGAUCAGGGGCAAGCAUAACAAAUUUAUAUACGGCACCGCUUUCAGCCCUGAUGGCUCUCAAUUAGUGAGUGUGGGAGCUGACAGUCGCAUAUGGUUGUACGACGGCAAGACUGGCGAGCCAAAAGCAUCUAUAGGAGACGAUGAGCAUAAGGGCAGUAUCUUUGGGGUAUCAUGGUCCAAGGAUUCUCGUAAGUUUGCGACAGCUAGUGCCGAUAGGACCGUCAAGUUGUGGGACGUUGAGGCUGGCAAGGUCACUCAGACUUGGAGUUUGAACGAUGAAGGCGUUGUCAGUUAUUUGAAUCAGCAAGUUGGGGUUGUUAUCCCUCCAGGAAGGACUGAUGGUCUUGUUAUUAGUUUGUCCCUGAGUGGCAAUCUGAACUACCUGGUAGAGGGAUCUCCUCAACCCCGACAAGUUCUCAAGAGCCACCAGAAAAACAUUACAGCACUUACAAGAUUCAGUCCCGCUGAUGGUCCAGAUACUCUCUGGACUGGAAGCUCCGACGGCCGAGUUUGCAGCUGGGACGUGGCAAAGGGAGUCGCAGAUACGAUUGACGGAGAAAAUCAUACAAAUUAUAUAGCCGGAUUGACAAGCUCCCAAGAGGGUAAGGGCAGAAUCUACAGUGUCGGCUGGGACGAUACGCUUAGAUCCGUAGAUGUUGCGGCAAACACAUAUACAGGAAUCUCGACCAAAUUGUCCGCUCAGCCAAAGGGCGUCGCCACUGCUGGAAAGCUCGUUCUGGUCGCAAGUUCGGAGCAAAUUGACAUCUACCAAGACAGCAAGAAGACCGGCACUUUCAAAGCACCAGCUGAUAUCACCGCAAUAGCCGCUCAUGAAAACAUCGUUGCAUUUAGCGGCACAGAUUUUAAUACUCGCAUUGGAACAGUCACUUCGCCAGCAAUCUCGAUCUCUCCCCAAGUACAAAUCAAAAAGUUGCGGAGUCCAAUUUCAGCUCUAGCUUUCUCCCCGGAUGGGACUCUGUUGGCUGUUGGCGACUCAAGCGGCAAAAUCUUUGUGUUCAAAACAGAAGAUGGAAGCUUAGUCACUGACCGCUGGAGUUCUCACACUUCCCGCAUAACAUCUCUUGCAUGGAACAGCAAGGGCACCUAUCUUGUCAGUGGAGCACUUGAUACUCAUAUCUACAUUUGGAGUUUGGCGAGACCCGGGGACUGGAUCGAAGCUAAAAAUGUGCAUAAAGAAGGCGUGACUGGAGUCGCCUGGAUUGCAGAUGAGACCAAAAUCGCCUCAGCAGGAACCGAUGCAGCGAUCAAGAUUUGGAAGGUUGAACGUUUGCCUUAG